Messenger RNA from Chenopodium quinoa (quinoa), 1220 nucleotides. Its product is annotated as MADS-box transcription factor 23-like. The transcript is spliced from 9 exons. NCBI's taxonomy places the organism in Eukaryota, Viridiplantae, Streptophyta, Magnoliopsida, Caryophyllales, Amaranthaceae. The coding region runs from base 206 to 916 and encodes 236 amino acids. Gene Ontology annotation, molecular function: protein dimerization activity; RNA polymerase II cis-regulatory region sequence-specific DNA binding; DNA-binding transcription factor activity, RNA polymerase II-specific. The record is from RefSeq and is a predicted model, not a curated record. Gene Ontology annotation, biological process: positive regulation of transcription by RNA polymerase II. Gene Ontology annotation, cellular component: nucleus.
UAUGGACCUCUUAUUUGGUUGUACAAUAUAUAGUAUAGUUUUUCCAGCCUCUAUUUGCAAGCAAGCUGCUGAAAUUAAACUUAUUAAUCCCUCCACAAUUAAUUAUCUUCAUUAUAAUUAAUUCUUUUAGGGCACAAAUAUUUUCUCCUGGUCAGAAUCAUAGAAAAAGUAUACUAAAUUAGGACGAAGAACUUAAGGAUCGAUAAUGGGAAGGGGGAAGAUCGUGAUCGAAAGGAUCGAUAACUCAACGAGUAGGCAGGUGACUUUCUCAAAGAGGAGAAAGGGUUUAUUGAAGAAAUCUAAAGAGCUUGCUAUUCUUUGUGAUGCUGAAGUUGGAGUUAUCAUAUUUUCCAGCACUUCAAAGCUUUAUGAGUAUUCCAGCUCGAGCAUGAAAUCAGUUAUUGAAAGAUAUAACAAAGCUAAGCAUGUGCAACACCAUAUGAACUCAGAAUCUGAACUAAAGUUUUGGCGACAGGAGGCUGAAAUCACAAGGCAGCAGCUGCAGGACCUGCACGAAAGCUACCGGCAACUUAUGGGACAAAAGCUCUCCUGUCUAAACAUAGAGGAGCUGCAAUCCCUAGAAGAGCAACUAGAAAUGAGUCUUCGAGGGGUUCGUAUGAAAAAGGAACAGAUCCUUACAAAUGAUAUUCGAGAGCUUAACCACAAGGGGAAUAUCAUUCAGCAGGAAAAUAUGGAGCUAUGCGAAAAGGUAAACCUUAUGCGUCAAGAAAACACCGAAAUGUGUAAGAAGCUUUAUAGUGUGGGAAACGCGACUGAAGUCAGCAGCAAUUCCUUGAUGCCGAAUGGUUUAACCACCAGAGGUGAUCCACAUGAGCUAAUCCAUCUUCGAUUAAGCCAUCCUGAAAGGCACAGAAAUCAGGCAAUAGGAGAAACAACAGUAUUGGGCAGACUAUAACUGUAUGAAGAAGUUAAGCAUAUAUGGAUCAAGAAGUGUGAUUAAAGUUUAUAACAUCGCCAUGAACAAAUUUUUUUCUACAAGAGACAAAAGUAGUGCAUGAAGCUAGCAAGAUUGGUAUCAGAAUGUUGCUACUCUAGCAAAGUAAUAUUGUAAAAACUUCAUAGUAAUGAAGGUCAAAAGUGCAUAUUGAGCAUAUCAAACGCUCUGCUUUCUUUUUCUUUUGGCUUAUGGGAAGGUGGCUGAAUAUGGAAGUCUCUUUUUAUCAACUUAACUACAAGAGUAAAGAGAAAUAUCAUCAUAA